This is a messenger RNA of Penicillium alfredii, 228 nucleotides long. RefSeq names its product ATP19 family protein. The transcript is spliced from 3 exons. NCBI's taxonomy places the organism in Eukaryota, Fungi, Ascomycota, Eurotiomycetes, Eurotiales, Aspergillaceae. Gene Ontology annotation, biological process: proton motive force-driven ATP synthesis. The coding region runs from base 1 to 228 and encodes 75 amino acids. The record is from RefSeq and is a predicted model, not a curated record.
AUGGUCGUCUACUACCAGAUUGCCGGCAAGAAGGUCGGCUCCCACGUCCUCGCCAUGGCUACCCUCGGUACUAUCUUCGCCGGUACCUGGGCCGCCUCGGGUGGCGGGGAGAAGCCCAAGACUGCGCAGGGCCCCCCGAUCAACGCCUCCUCCAAGGAUGAGGAGAACUUCAUCCAACAAUUCAUGAAGGAGGUUGAUGGCGGCGAGAAAAAGCCCAACAACCACUAG